AGCAUUCACGUUUCCUUUUCAGCCGCUGCCGAAGAAACCCGAGCGAAAGAAAGUUGAAUGUGUUUUUAUGAGUUUUUGCAGGUUAACAAUUAUUGCCGUCAGUCUGACAGAGCUUCAGUUUACUGCUGUGUCGCAGGGCUGUGGGGCUUUGAACGGCGGCAGCAGGCAGACUGGCAGGCAGGCUGGGCUCCGUUUUGACGACGCUCAAAAAAAAGUCCGCGGGGAAGUUCCCCAGGAAAUCCCCGUUCGGGGAUAUUAUUCUCGACACUGAUGCGCCAAAUCUCCGGUAGAAUUUACCUCCUCGGUGCAUUUCUAAAAGACACGGGGCGAGAGGCAGAGGCGUCAAAUGCUGGAUGAUUAUUAUUAAAAGACCCGAUCGGUGUUGAAUCUACUAAAAUAAGUCCGCCAUGGAUAGCGCCAGCAUAGGCUCCGAGGGAGACGCGCUGCUGAGGGAGAGAACGCGGAGCUACAGCGUCCUGAACACCCUGUAUCACGAGACGCGGGGGGAGAUGGAGCUCCUCAACAAGCAGCUCCGCCUGAAGGACAACAUUAUUGCAGACCUAAAGACCAGGCUGGUCAGACACGAGAGGAUGUACAUGACGAUGGGAGACGAUGAGCCCGUGGUCAUCGGUCCGUCCAACUCCCUGGUGGAUAGCCUGCUGUCAGAGAUCUGCAAGUUGAAGCAGAAGAGAAACGACAUGGAGGUCAAAGCAGCCCGACAAGGAGAGGAGAUCCAGAGGCUGACUGCACAGAUCAGAGAGAAGGAGCUGGAGCUGGAGCGGAUCCGGAGUCAGCCGGACCACGAGAAGGACCAGGAGAUCCAGAGGCUGCGGGCGGCCCUGGAGGAGCGCGAGCGGGCCGAGGCCACCCGGAGCAUCCUGUGCUCGUCGCUGGCCGAGGAGGCGGACCAGCUGCGCGGCCAGCUGGGCGCCACCGUCAAGGUGUGCCAGGAGCUGCUGGCCCGGCUGGAGCGGGAGAAGAAGGGAACAGGAGGAGAAGUGGAGGAGCAAAGAGCCGAGGAGACACCGCAGCUCUCCGACCUGAAUGCUGCUAAAUCCCAUAUCCGGCAACUUCAGGAAGAAAACCAGCAGCUGAAGCAGCGCGUGUCUUACGUGCAGGAUCUGAACUCCCAGUGGCAGAAGUACGACUCCAGCAGGGAGGAGUACAUCCGGGUGUUGGGUCAGAAGCUGAAGGAGAACUCCGGGCCGGGCCUGAUGCCGGUCAUGGGCUCCAUCCGGACCGGCAUGCUCCAACAGGAGAUUUCCAGGCUCAACGCCCUCCUGGAGGAAAAAAUCAGGGAGUGCUCCAGGCUGGACAGAGAAGUGGAGGACAUGAAGAGGCAGGGGCAUGAGAGAAUCCAGACCCUGGAGCAGCAGGUCCUCAUCUACACUGAAGACUUUAAGUCGGAGCGUGCCGACAGAGAACGAGCUCAGGGUCGGAUCGCGGACCUGAAGGAGCAGAUUUCUCAGUUAAAGCAGCAGCUGCACAAACAGCAGGGGUCCGGCAGGGACAGCCGGGACAUUGUCCCCUUGUGUCGCGUCCACAUCGGUCACCGGAUCUCCCCGAGGCGAAACAAGGACUCCUCAGAGCCUCUGCUGAGGACGGCCGCUGACCGGCAGCAGCAGGCUCCCGCGCCGCCGCCACCGCCACAGCCUGCCGCCACGGGGGCAGCAGCCGCCGCGGCAACAAACUGGAGCGAAUGCCCGGGCCCGUCGGAGCUGCAGUGUCCGCAGUGUCACGCCAGGUUCAACGACACAGAGGCCGCAGAGUGCAUGAAGCAUUUCGACGAGUGCGCCCGGCUAUGAGAACGGCCGUCUGUUGCUGAACACUGCAGGCCAGCACUACAGCACAGGGAACGCGAGCGACUCGGACGUCAGACUACAAACCAAACAACUGACUGAAGACUCUUUCCAAACAGUGAACCCAAAGUUUCCCUGCAAGCCUUUCUGCGUCUGCACCCACACCGUCUUCACUGCUCUCCUGUGGAAAGAGAGGAUGCCAAUGCAAUAUAUAUAUACAUGUAUGUAUAGAUAUAGAUAUCUGUAUGUAUAUAUAAUGUGAAAUACCUCAUGGUUAAAUUACAAACUUGCUGCACUUUCUUUACAUUUAACCAAAAGACUUAUCGUAGGAUUGUACGAUUGAGAUGAUUGAUAAGCUCCUUCCUUUGGAAUCCAGACACCUAGUUGUUCAUGUGGUGCUAUUGUUAUUAUUAUUAUUAUUAUUUUUAAUGUUUAUUAUUAUUUUCUAUUGGACUUACUAUUAUUCUUCAACAAAAUAUAUAUUUUCAAUGGCAGAUGUAAAAUAUAAAAGUGUAUUGCUAUAUUGAUAUUUAUUCUCUUUUGUAUAUCUAACUGGAAGACACGAAUCGUUUUAGUGCAAUCAUCUGUUCUCUCUUUUCCAACCCGGGUCAUGAUAUAUUCAUAUAUAUUUUUUGCAAACCUUUGGGAUGGAAUAAGCGUGAAAUAUUUCGCAGCAAGACAAAACGUAUUUGAUCAGCUUCUUUGUAAAGAUUGCAUCCAAGCUGACAACACAGUUGGUGUUUUUCAGUAUUUUUGUAAUAAACCCUGCUGACAGGCAC
Gambusia affinis (western mosquitofish) is the source of this 2578-nucleotide messenger RNA. It is a transcript of the gene tnip2, whose product is annotated as TNFAIP3 interacting protein 2. NCBI's taxonomy places the organism in Eukaryota, Metazoa, Chordata, Actinopteri, Cyprinodontiformes, Poeciliidae. Gene Ontology annotation, molecular function: K63-linked polyubiquitin modification-dependent protein binding. The coding region runs from base 408 to 1805 and encodes 465 amino acids. The record is from RefSeq and is a predicted model, not a curated record. Gene Ontology annotation, biological process: regulation of transcription by RNA polymerase II; cellular response to lipopolysaccharide. The transcript is spliced from 6 exons.